GUUAUCUGUUAAUAUCUGCGCCAGUGUUAGAGUGACUUGAUUCAAUGGACUCCACAAGGACUAGAGCGUUGGUUUGCGGUUUAGUGAUAGCAUUGGCACUUGAUGUGGAAGCCGUGCUUCAAGCUAAAACUGGAAGCAAGCAGGAGAAUGUUCCAUUCGAUGAAGGAGCCCUGAUUGAUCUUGGUGAUAUAAACAAUGAGCCACUUCCGGAAUAUUACGCCGCUAGAGCGGAGAAGAAAAUCAUCAGCAAGUUCUGGACUGACCUAGAAAAGAGAAGGAUGGCAAAGCUCAAGGACUGCGAGGCUUCUCUGUGGAACAAAACACAGAACGUCUGGCCUGUGGACGAGAGUCUCGCUGUCAACGAGAUGCCAUUGGACAUCAAUAUGCAUGUGGAAAAGUUAGUUCCUGUCUACGAGGGCCAAGCAGUGGUUCGCGAUAUUGAGACAUCACUGUUAGAGUGCUUCAGUGCCUUCAGGAAGGCGAACGGAAAGGAUACGCCAGUGCACAGAAAAAUUGAUGAUUUGGUCAUCAAUGUCAGCCAGCAAAUAGACCAACUUGACGCCUGUCGCUCGGCAGGGGGAACUGCGCCACCAUUUGAGAAGACUUUAAACUCCCUGAAAAGGAUCAAAGUUCAGGCAGACAAAGCCUUGUAUUACUCGGAGGUUGAGGCACAGCUAGAGAGCACUGUUCUCAAGCUGAUACUGGACAAGCAGACCUGCUUCGCUUCUCUUGGUCUCCCAGAAACUAUGAAAAAAGAACUGGAGUAUCCUGUUUUAUCAGGCAGCUCAUAAUUUCACAGAAAAACUGUUCAAAGUUUUUAAUCUCUCCUCAAAGUAAAAAAAUAACCAAAAAAACAAAUGCUU
This is a messenger RNA of Physella acuta, 863 nucleotides long. RefSeq lists its product as uncharacterized. The record is from RefSeq and is a predicted model, not a curated record. Lineage: Eukaryota; Metazoa; Mollusca; Gastropoda; Physidae.